Molecule: messenger RNA, 900 nt
Organism: Camellia sinensis
Lineage: Eukaryota; Viridiplantae; Streptophyta; Magnoliopsida; Ericales; Theaceae
Source: RefSeq, a predicted model, not a curated record
UUGAGAGACAGCACUGUUCAUGAUGAUGGAGAUGAUAAUGGAGAUGAGGAAGAAUUAGAUCUUAUGUGACUGUUAAACUUAUUGAACAUUGCUAGUUAUUUAUAUUUGAAAACAAUUCUAUAGUUUUAUUUUGUUCUCUUUCUUUAUCAUUGUUUUUGUUAAUUUAAUUGAUUGUUUGAAGAAUGAAUAAUGCGUUUUUAAUUUAACUAUGUGAUUUUCAUAUGUGGCUACAAAAUAUUUAUUCACUAUAUGUUACAUUUAGUCACUACCAAGAUAGCAACGCAAUAAAGGUGAAUUCACAAUUUUUUUUUUUGUUAAUUUUCUUUAAGUAUUUUGUUCAUUUGCAAAUAAUUUAUUUGGAUCAUUCUAAGUUUACAAUUUGAUUUGUCUAUUUUACUUGAAUCAUGCUAGGAUUCAUCUAUAAAGCAAAAAGCCUAUGGACCCAUAUCUUCAGUUUCGCUUGGGCAAUGUUGGUGAGUUUAGUGAGUCAACUCCAUCUGAGAUACAUCCAAAUUCUAGCCAACCCAAUGAUAAUGCAGAUGGUGCUAAUGGAAAAAAGAAAACUAGAGGUCCCAUGCAAAUGCGUAAUAUUUGGGGUACUCGUGAUGAUGAGCGCCUAACAGUCAAUUGGAACAAACUCGACCAACCUGAUGGCAAAUUGGCAACAAAGUUAUCAUCGUUCAUUGGAACUAUUGUGCGUGAUGGGAAAAAUGCGCCGCUCACUUACAAGAAUUGGCAUAAAGUCCCAGAACAUUACAAAGAUCACAUAUGGGCACUUGUACAGGUGUAGACACCCCAUUUUUGACCGUCCUUAAGACUUGGACGCGACUGAUGGUUUACUUGAUGGAGAAAGGUAUGCAGGGCAAAUGUUCAGUUUCUUCGGCAAAAAGAGAGUCAAAU